AUGGCAAGGUAUGAACCUAUACAGAAUGGCAAGAAUGGCGAAGCUUGUGCCUUCAACGGCAUUGGAACUACGAAGGCCGCCACGAGCGCUUCUGGCAGCUGCGCUACAUCGAUGAGCUCCAUUGGUCCCAAGGCCACCAACACCGUCUCAGGCGGCCCGGUUGCAAGCGGCGGUGCUGCCACCACCACCUCGGGUAUUGCUGUCCCCAACAUUGUGCACCAGGCUGUCUACAUCGGCAAAUGGCAGGUCGCUGCCUACAUUGUCACCGCCCUCGUUUCUGGUGUCAGCAUGGUCAUGCUGUAG
Messenger RNA from Penicillium riverlandense, 303 nucleotides. RefSeq lists its product as uncharacterized. The record is from RefSeq and is a predicted model, not a curated record. NCBI's taxonomy places the organism in Eukaryota, Fungi, Ascomycota, Eurotiomycetes, Eurotiales, Aspergillaceae. The transcript has a single exon. Bases 1 to 303 code for a protein of 100 amino acids.